AAAGUGGUGAGAACCAAAGACAGUGUGUGACCAGACAUGUGGUCCAGAGAGAGGAUAGUGAAAUCAGGAGCAAUGAAGCUGCUACCAGAAAAUAUCAAAGUGCUUUACUUUGCCAAUGACGACCUGGAGCCUUACGUGGAGAUUAUCAAAGUUCAGGACUCCAAACGCCGCAUGAGCAUGUGCAGCUCCGAGGAGUCAGAAGCCGAGGAGGCAGAUUACCACGAACAGGGUGAUGACAGUCUGCCCAACUUGUCCGACCACAGUCACCUCUUAGACGACCAGCACAUAGAGAGGCUCUGCGCUCACAUGCCGCCAAGGACACAAGGUUACCCGUGGCAACUGGUCUACAGCACGGCCAUCCACGGAAGCAGCCUGAAGACGCUGUACAGGAACAUGGCGGGUCUGGAGAGCCCCGUGCUGCUGGUCGUCAAGGACAUGCAGAAAAAGGUGUUUGGCGCUUUUUCAUCAGACCCAUUCAAAGUCAGUAAAUACUGCUACGGCACAGGAGAAACCUUCCUGUUCAGCUUCGACCCUGAGCUUAAGACUUACAGAUGGAGUGGUCAGAACUCCUACUUUGUGAGCGGGAACUGGGAAUCUCUGCAGAUUGGUGGAGGAGGGAGUGGAUUUGCCCUGUGGCUGGAUGCUGAUCUGUACCACGGAGCAAGCUUUUCCUGUCCUACCUUCCAGAACGCGCCUCUCUCCACACAUGAGGACUUUCUUGUGCAAGACCUGGAGGUGUGGACCAUGACAAAUUGAAGGGACACAUCUGAAAAGGCAAUUUGAAAGCAAAGUAAAAGUCACUGUCCUUGUUUUGAGUGACAGUACUUAAAAAACUGGUCAGGUUUAGCCGCUAUGAAGCAAGUCCUGCUCAAACAGUAGCUAAUCACUGUGCACCUGGCUCAGAUGGUCCCAGGCGCAGCGUGGAGCGUGGGCUUCCUGUGUGGCCGAUCAAUGCCUGUUAAGCAGUGGCUUGAUGGCACCCUGUGAUUCAGGGCCCUGUUACUACUGGCUAAUCAGCAGGAGCGCCGUGUUAAAUCCAGUCCGCUGCUGGUAUCUGAAGCUUUAAGCCGUCCGUGGCCUCUUUCGAUUCUGGAGAGUAUUAUAACACAAAGUUCACAAAAAGAGAUUAAAUGUGUGCUGCAGUUGUUAGCCUGUUUACUGUUUCACAGAUUUGUCUUUUUUUUCCUUUGUAUGUGGAACAACCAUAUAUGUAGUGCUAUUUAUAAAGAAUGGUUGUUAUUUACUUGCAGUUAAAAGUGUGUAUAUGAUCUCAGGAUAAAUUAUUCAAUGGAAAAAUAACGAAACACUAUAAGGUGAUGAGAUUGAGAAGUGUGUAUCUGUAUGCUGAUGUGAGGUUUGCUAUGAAAUUUGUUUUGAAAUGAUUUAGAAAUUUGUUUGUGCAAGUGAGGAGCAAGCCAGAAAGUGAAAAUUGCACUAUAAACAGCUCCUGCUGAGUGAAGCGUGCUGUUUAUUGGAGGAACAAAUUCCAUCGGUUAACUGUCACUUCCUUGUGUUUUUUAUGAGUGAGACACGUGCGUGCCGUUUGAGAGUGGACAAUACUCUGAGGAAACAUAUCUGAUUUUUUUUUUACAUCUCUUUUAUACUGUUAUUCUAUUUAAUGUUUGUGUUUUAUAAGAAAAUGAUAAAAGUAAAACUCAUGAAAAAAAAACACUGAGCUGACUAGGUAGUGCUGGCACUGCCACUGUUUUUUGUACACCUGCAUCAAAGUUUUUAAAUAAAUAUUUCAU
Molecule: messenger RNA, 1748 nt
Organism: Salarias fasciatus (jewelled blenny)
Lineage: Eukaryota; Metazoa; Chordata; Actinopteri; Blenniiformes; Blenniidae
Product: nuclear receptor coactivator 7
Exons: 6
Coding region: 37-756 (239 amino acids)
Biological process (GO): response to oxidative stress; regulation of transcription by RNA polymerase II
Cellular component (GO): nucleus
Source: RefSeq, a predicted model, not a curated record